AUGGGACUGGGUAUACUUCCUCAAUCUAUUCUAUCCUUAUUCACUCUUCAACUACGACCGCCACCCCCACCCUCUCUCUUUCUCUCUCUCUGGUUUUGGAGAUCUCCUUGUCGUUGGUCGCCUUACCAAGAAAAUCUCUCUGUUGCUGUUGUGACAUUCACUGAUAUUGACGCCGAUAAGGAUGGCAAGAUUAACAAAGAAGAAUGGAAGGCUUUUGCUGUUGGGCACCCAACAGCACUUCUGAAGAACAUGACACUUGCUUAUUUAAAGGACAUUACAACUGUGUUUCCAAGUUUUAUUUUCAACACUGAAGUUGAUGAAAACAUCUUGGCAAUAGUUUGGUAUGGCUAAAUGUUGAAAAUGAAGAGAGGAGCUUCUACUGCAUCAGACUGUUUUAAUCUUCCAAAGAAGUUGGGACUAUUUUUGUUUAUGUUGCUUCAAGAGUCACUUGCUCCAACUGGUACAAACACAAGGCUGGCCAAACCCAUUGCAUCUAUCUAUGAUCUAUCCAUUCUUUCACUAGAAACCUCAUUGGCAACAAAUAUCCCUAGUCUUUCAUGUACAUUGAUCAAAAUACUCCUAUUGUAUUAAAAGUGAUCUGGAAGCAUAGUCCUGUUUUGCUGUCUUGGUCCCCUCCCCCACGCCAAAUAAUUUUGCCAUUGCCAUCAUCCUCUGUCCUGUCACCCAUCAAUAACUAUUUCCUAUGCCAGCUCUGUGGAGCAGGCCUCUCACAUGAUGCG
This is a messenger RNA of Quercus lobata, 740 nucleotides long. Its product is annotated as calcineurin B-like protein 9. Gene Ontology annotation, molecular function: calcium ion binding; kinase binding. Gene Ontology annotation, biological process: calcium-mediated signaling. Bases 1 to 351 code for a protein of 116 amino acids. NCBI's taxonomy places the organism in Eukaryota, Viridiplantae, Streptophyta, Magnoliopsida, Fagales, Fagaceae. The record is from RefSeq and is a predicted model, not a curated record. The transcript is spliced from 4 exons.